Melampsora larici-populina 98AG31 is the source of this 315-nucleotide messenger RNA. RefSeq lists its product as uncharacterized. The transcript is spliced from 2 exons. Bases 1 to 315 code for a protein of 104 amino acids. The record is from RefSeq and is a predicted model, not a curated record. Lineage: Eukaryota; Fungi; Basidiomycota; Pucciniomycetes; Pucciniales; Melampsoraceae.
AUGGAGGACAUCAACUUGAGACUUGGUUGGGGGUUCAGCAGCGUAUUCUACCUGGGACCACAAGAGUCAAGGACCGUGGAUUUUGUAGUAGUGUACAUCCUGGAGCCCAACCUCACAUGCACGCUCCCAAUGGACCUGCUCGAUGUGAACGAUAUUGUUAAUUUGCGCGGGAACAUCGUCGGCUUCAACAUCGAGAGGAACACGUGGCAAGUGGAGGUACACAUUUUUACUUACGAUGAUGGUAGUGUGCCCCUGGAUGGAGCUGACAAAGUGUUUCCAGGUGACAAGUUUCAGGCGUGUUGCGCAAAGGAGUAG